Molecule: messenger RNA, 4759 nt
Organism: Notolabrus celidotus (New Zealand spotty)
Lineage: Eukaryota; Metazoa; Chordata; Actinopteri; Labriformes; Labridae
Product: sodium- and chloride-dependent GABA transporter 2-like
Biological process (GO): sodium ion transmembrane transport
Cellular component (GO): membrane
Source: RefSeq, a predicted model, not a curated record
AUGUCAAGGGAAUUCCUUAAGGGGAACAGCCUUGAGACUCCUGGUCAGGAAAACAGUCUGGUUAAAAAGACUCAGCUGUUGGAUCGUGGCCAGUGGGCAAACAAGUUGGAGUUCUUGCUUGCUGUGGCAGGAACCCUGGUCGGGCUAGGAAAUCUCUGGAGGUUCCCCUAUUUGUGCUACAAAAAUGGGGGAGGUGCAUUUCUGGUUCCAUACGUCUUGUUUCUGCUAUCUUGCGGUAUCCCAAUGUUCCUCCUGGAGACGGCCAUGGGACAAUUCACAUCUCAGGGAUGCAUCACCUGCUGGAGGCAUUUCUGCCCCUUGUUUGAAGGUCAGAAUUACGCUACACAGAUUGUGAUUGCAUAUGCCGCCGUGUCAUACAUCGUCAUCCAGGCAUGGGCUUUCUUCUACCUCUUCUCGUCCUUCAGGGCUGAGGUUCCAUGGGCCAGCUGCAGGAACUCCUGGAACACAGAGUCCUGUGUUGAAUUUGAUAGAAGAAAUGUGUCAUCCAACUGGACAGCAGGCAACGCAACAACGCCUGCAACAGAAUUCUGGGGACGGCGAGUCUUGGCCAUAUCUGGAGGGAUCGAUGAGGUCGGUAGUCUGAGAUGGGAGUUGGCCUUGUGUCUUUUACUGGCCUGGGUCCUGUGUUACUUCUGUGUUUGGAAAGGAGUGAGAUCCACUGGGAAGGUGGUUUAUUUUACGGCCACUUUCCCCUACGUGAUGCUCAUUGUUUUAUUGGCCCGUGGACUCACUUUACCAGGAGCUAUGGAUGGCCUAGCUUUCUACCUGUACCCUGACCCGACAAGGUUGGUGGACCCUCAAGUUUGGAUGGAUGCAGGUGCACAAGCUUUCUCUUUUGGGAUUUGUCAGGGGAGUUUGACAGCUCUGGGCAGUUACAAUCAGUAUAACAAUGAUUGUUACAAGGACACAUUUGUUCUGUGUUUGGUGAAUGGUGGGUCCAGCUUUGUAGCCGGGUUUGCUAUCUUCUCAGUCUUGGGCUUUAUGUCCUAUGAACAAGGACUUCCAAUAUCUGAAGUGGCUGCUUCUGGGCCUGGCUUGGCUUUUAUCGCCUAUCCACGUGCAGUAGCCAUGAUGCCAUUUCCCCAGUUAUGGUCCAUAUGUUUCUUCGUGAUGGUCAUCUUGUUGGGUGCAGAUACACAGUUUGUAAGUUUGGAGUGCCUCAUGACAUCAGUGACAGACAUGUUCCCCACUGUGUUUCGAAGAGCCUAUCGUCGAGAACUGCUGCUACUCUGUCUUUGUGCUGUUUGUUUCUUUCUCGGCCUGCUUCUCGUCACAGAGGGAGGCUUGUAUUUCCUUCAACUUUUUGAUCACUAUGUUUGCAGUGGAAACAAUCUUCUACUCCUUUCUGUGUGUCAGUCGAUAGCAAUCGGAUGGAUUUAUGGAGCGGAUCGUCUCUAUGACAACAUUGAAGACAUGAUAGGUUAUCGUCCGUGGCCACUGAUGAAGUAUUGCUGGCUUUAUAUCACCCCCAGUAUUUGUUUGGGUACCUUCAUCUUUUCAAUAGUGAGAUACAAGCCUCUCAAGUUCAACAAAACCUAUGUCUACCCGACCUGGGCUUAUGCUUUGGGCUGGUCCCUUGGACUGUUCUGUGUUCUCCUGGUUCCCCUUUGGAUGAUCUUUAAAGUUACUCAGAUGAAAGGGACGGCAGGGCAGAACUUCAGGCAACUUUGUCGCCCUGAAAACAAGACACACAGCUCAGCAAAGCAACCUGAGCAGUGUCCUUUGAACCCAGACAACACACUCACGCCUGCUGCCAAUGAGUACAAGGCAAGCGGGGGAGCUGAGAUGGAGAUGCAAAUGUGAGAUCCUUUUGAUAGCAUUACUGAAUAUGUUUUUAUCUUAAAUUUAACAGGUUUUACAAGCUAAUUGUUUUUAGGGACAUACUGUGUGAUGAGCAAUAAAUUCAGAAGACAUCCAGAUCCAAUAGGUUACCAUAUCAGGUAUCCAGUACAAUAUGCAGUGAGUCUUGUGUUACUGUUAAAUGUCUCAGCUCUACAGCCACAUAGUAAACAUACAGUAUUGAAUCUUAUGAAGUUUUAAAAAAUAUUUUUUCUGUCGAAGAAAACCUUUCAUGUGUGUGAUUAAGAUGGUGUCUUUUUGAAAUAGAGGAUCAUUGGUGGCCUGACAUCCUCAGAUCUCGACCCUCUCAGGUCAUUGUUGGGCGUUGUCAUGGUGUGUUAUCAGUAGGGGCAAAACAAAAAUCUUUACAUUGGAUCCAUAAACAAUGGAAGCUGUAAUUGUGUGGCAUUGAUAUGUAUGUGACGGAAUAUUGCAGUUUUGGAAAUCCAAAUUUUAAAACCAGUUGUGAUAUACUGUGGCUGACAAGGGCAAACCCGCUGCAACAGCUUUAAUGGUUUUUGUUUGGACAAACAGGCUUAAGAUUCAUACUAAAAUUCAAUACGACAGAAACAUGCUGAAAAUGACUUAACUUUACAUGGUUCAUGUAUUAGCUGUUAAUGCAUUUUGUUUCUGCUUGUAGCUUCAAAUAUGUUUUUUCCAAAUACAGCACAUUUCAGUUAUUGUAUUAGUGUUGUGAAGUAAUAUAAAUGUUUUGGGUUUUUCAUUGGUUCUGAGUUUGCACCACAUUUCCAUCGAACAAAAUCUUAAGGUUCAUUGCAGUGAGUUUGCCCUCGUCUGUAAACGUAGCUAUUCGUUACUCUCAUUUAGAAAAGAUUUAAAUGCAGUUUUUUUCUCUAUAUAAAAUGUGAUUGUCUUUAACUCUGACACAGUACUAAAUUCAAAAUAGUAAUCCACACCAGCAGCUUCCAAAAUGGUUGUGAGCAAUAUUGCAACAUAGCCUUCCUCUGGUUACACAUUAUAUGAGAUCCUGCCCAAAUUACCCAAUUGGUUGAAUUUGGUUUGAUCACUGUCUGGUUGGCUGGGUAUCUGGAAUGUGGGCAAGGCACAUCUGCCAGAACAAGUAAAAAUUAGUUUGCAGAUGGUCUAGUUCCCAGGAUAAAUAUCAAGAGGUGCCAGUCUUGAUUUUCACUUUUGCACUGACUUUUAAGAACUCCCAUCCUUUGAAAAUGACAUGAUACAACUAACAAAUAAAGCUUUUUAAACAUAUCUGCAUAUAACCAAUUUAGGUAGUAACUUACUCUUUACAGAUGUAUCUCUAUAUCCUGGUUCUAUUAGCUAUCUGUGUUGUUUAUUAUAUGUUGUAAUAUUAAUACACUCGGUUUGUUUUAUACAAAUUAACAAAAAUCUUACCAAACAGAGGGGACCACAAGCCAGAGUCUGCUAUGAUGUGCUAACUACUUGUGAUUUGUUAGUCUAUGUUUUGCUUUGCUGUGUUAAGUUGAAUAUUGCUGGACAUUGGAACAAUGCAGGAUUUGAUUCUAUCACCUGGGUUGCUAAUGGAAAACCUGAAACUACAGAUCACGCCUUUUAGUUGACUGGAAAAACAUACAGCAGCUGACUCUGUCUCCUUCAUUUUUUAAAAAUAUAUCUGUUAUAUUAAUGUUUCUCUUUUUUCAGUGUUAGCUACUAUACUUAUAAUAAAAAAGACAGUUAAAUUCAGACAUCUGAUUUACUUUUCACCUGCAUUUGCUUUUGCCCAAAAGGAAAAAAAAUCUAAAUUUUGUUACAUUUUUAAAGAUUUAAGUGACCCUCAACCCUGACUUAAUCUUGGGGGGCUCUUUUUAAUGGCCUACCAUUUACUCAUUGGUAGGAUUCAAUGGGUUUACCCUGUAAUUUUUUCAGUUUAAAGUAUUUUCCUCUGAUAUGACUGAGAUUAAACGUCUGUUUCUGUUUUACAGUUUCAAGAAUAGCUUAUCUAAAGUGACACCCUGUUAAAACAGAUUUUGAUGCUAAGCUUCCAGUUUUGUUCUCAUGACUCGUUAUUUGUUGAUUCUCAUAAUUAAGCCAGUCUGCUGCUCAGACAUAUCUUUGUUUCUCUUUAACUUUUCAUUGUUGACAUGGUUAAAUCAUUGCACAGCCCUGUGUUCAAUACACAAACAAGCUUUUCAGUUUUUUUCUCCUUUCAUUGAGUACAUUUUUUAAAUCAUGACUGCAGUGUUUGAUCUGAUUGUUAUCGCUAAGCAAUCUGAACUUGUUGACUUGUGAUUCAAGUCUUUUUUGUCUUCUUCUACAUGGUGAAGGCUGCUGAGGGACAUGGGUACUGUAGAACUUACAGGACUAACAUGAUAUUAAACAGUCUUAUGACUAGUUUGAAACAAUCUUGUUGAUAAUUUGAAUUAUUUAUAACCAAACAAUAAACCCUUUCAUUUGACACAUUUUGGAAGAUUUAAUAUAAAAAUAUGAUAUGAAUAAUAAAACUGGAAAAGUUUUGUCCCUGUAUAUUAACUUACAUGUUUGGUAACUCUACUUUACUCUGUGCAAACAAGAACUCCCAACAUGUUUCAACAUAUUACAUGCACCUUUAUUCGUGGUGGAUUCUGAUUUAUGGCACAGCUGAUAUUUGCUUAUUUGAAGGUGUGAUAAUGUAUGAAGACUGAUGGGAUGGAUUUAUCUAGUAGUCAAAGCUAUGAUGUAAUGAAAAUGGAAGCUGAUUCACUGAUACUGCUGAAGGAAGAAUUUUUCUAUCUGACAACAUAUGUAUUAAAUACGUUUGAGCCUGAUACACAAAUCAUGUAGUGUAAGAUCUGCCUCAGAUAAUGUUUUAGUGCACUUUGUCAGGUUACUUAAUGUUGACUUUAUGUAAGCUUUGUGAAACAAUAUUUUUAUUCUGAAAUUGCAACCAUACCACAAGAAAUCAAUAAACUUUGUUUCAUAGUUA